Molecule: messenger RNA, 298 nt
Organism: Rhagoletis zephyria (snowberry fruit fly)
Lineage: Eukaryota; Metazoa; Arthropoda; Insecta; Diptera; Tephritidae
Product: PI-actitoxin-Axm2a-like
Molecular function (GO): serine-type endopeptidase inhibitor activity
Source: RefSeq, a predicted model, not a curated record
AGUUAUCAUUUUGACAGAGUCACAGUAAAUACUACAGGAAAAAAUGAAUGGUCUACGUGUGCUUGUGGCUAUAUUGCUGCUAAGCAAUGUCUUUGUAAAUAUUUUUGCGGUUAAGGCGACAUCAGAAGAAGUUUGCAGUCAAUCCCUUAUAAUUGGACCUUGUCGUGGUAUGAUCCCGCGUUACUACUAUAAUGCCGACUCGAAAAGCUGCCAAGGCUUUAGUUAUGGUGGCUGCCACGCGAAUGGGAAUAACUUUGAAACUCAAGAGGACUGUGAAGAUAAGUGUAUGACAGGCUGA